Messenger RNA from Umbelopsis ramanniana AG, 1102 nucleotides. RefSeq lists its product as uncharacterized. The record is from RefSeq and is a predicted model, not a curated record. Bases 54 to 959 code for a protein of 301 amino acids. NCBI's taxonomy places the organism in Eukaryota, Fungi, Mucoromycota, Umbelopsidomycetes, Umbelopsidales, Umbelopsidaceae. The transcript has 7 exons.
AGGACCACUACAAAGUAAGAUUUACUGAGAGGACAUUUAUACAAAUGUAGCUCAUGUUAACCUCAACUUGCAAUAGGACUACUACUGCAAGCCCCACUGCUACUGGAGUUUCUUGCAGCACUGAUGAUGACUGCCCUGGUGUUACUUGCUGCAACCUUAACACUAACAAGUGCGUUAACGAUCCCAACGGUACCAUUUGCGACAUUCCACCUACCAAGACUAUCACCACCACCAAGCCUACCACCACCACUAAGGCCACUACCACCACUAAGACCACUACCAAAACCACUACCACAACGGCUACUGGUAAUGAGCCAUCUCACUUGACCGCUGUAGUUAAUGCAGAUACUCUCUGCUUUUUCUUGCCACCCAGCUCCGGUGGUGAUAUCGCCGACUCCGAAAAGACUGCUGUUGCUUUCUGUGAGUCUGCUUCAGAUGCCCCUGGUGCUAAGGCAUUCCCAUCCGGUUUCAUCACAAGCUCUCACUACAAAGCUGCAACUGGAACUGCUGCUUAUGUGCAAUAUACCGGUACCAUUAACCCAAGCACUUAUGGCUUGAAAAGCACGGAUGAAGGUGGUCAAUACGAUAACCAUGGUUCAGGCAGCCCUCCUGGAAGCGUUUGCGCUGGUUAUCCCUACUAUGUCAACCUUGUUGAACCUGCUGAAAAGGAUUAUUGUAUUAGAUGCUGCCAAAACUCCGCUGACUGUCCCACUGGUCGUUCCUCCGCUGGAUGCCAAUCUAUCGUUCCAGGCACCUACUCUGUCGUGCUUGAGCUUGAUUCGCCUUUGACCAGCACUAACGGAAGCACUAAGUCUGCCGUUGCUUUGGCUGCCACGAACAAGAAGGUCAUCUGGACUCCCCCCACUCGCCAGGAAUACAACAGCAACGCCACCUUGAGAGCUGCUCUCAAGAAGACCGUUUUCCCUCUUGGUGUUGGUUUAGAUAAACCGCAAAACUAAAGAAAGUCACUUUUAUAGUUUAAAGAUCGUGAAUUCUCAAAAGACGAUAAUUCGUGCAAUCCGUUCGCAAAUACUAAUAAAAGAGGAACAUUUGAAUCCUUAAUGUACGAUUAAACGUACAAUAUUACAUAUUUGUAAAUACA